Messenger RNA from Medicago truncatula (barrel medic), 543 nucleotides. Its product is annotated as RING-H2 finger protein ATL52. Gene Ontology annotation, biological process: protein ubiquitination. The coding region runs from base 1 to 543 and encodes 180 amino acids. The transcript has a single exon. Lineage: Eukaryota; Viridiplantae; Streptophyta; Magnoliopsida; Fabales; Fabaceae. The record is from RefSeq and is a predicted model, not a curated record.
AUGGCUGAUGAUGCUGAUUAUCAACCUUUGUUCGAUACCAAAUUUGGUGUGAUACUAAUUGCCAUGGGUUCAGCUAGCUUUGUGGUUACAAUAUACCAUCUCAUAUUCAUUUGCUGCAAACACGCAUCCGAACAAGCGCGGCAGCAUGAGCAACCAGCAACACAAACGCUGAGCACGGAAGAAGGAAGUUUGGUGUCACAUCAGAUUCCAUCCUACAAGUAUGAGAAGAAAAGGAAUGAUGAUAAUGAUGAUGAUGAUUGUGUGACUUGUGCUGUGUGCUUAGGAGACUUUGAGGAAGGUGAGGAGUUGAGGGCUAUGCCUUCUUGCAUGCACUCUUUCCAUGUACCAUGCAUUGAUAUGUGGCUCCUUUCACAUCUCAAUUGUCCUGUUUGCCGUGCUGAUGCCACGCCCUCCCCGGUGGUUCCCCACUGUUUACCGGAGGUUAGGUCCACCGAGGGGAAUGUUGAUUAUGGCGUAAAUAUGGUGCAAAUAGUUGUCACCCACGACGAGUUGCAAAAUGGGUUACACGUGGUCCGAUCCUAA